This is a messenger RNA of Pseudomyrmex gracilis, 5256 nucleotides long. It is a transcript of the gene svr, whose product is annotated as carboxypeptidase D-like. The transcript is spliced from 15 exons. Lineage: Eukaryota; Metazoa; Arthropoda; Insecta; Hymenoptera; Formicidae. Gene Ontology annotation, biological process: proteolysis. The record is from RefSeq and is a predicted model, not a curated record. Gene Ontology annotation, molecular function: zinc ion binding; metallocarboxypeptidase activity. Bases 140 to 5182 code for a protein of 1680 amino acids.
UAAGACAUUUCAUGAUCAUAUGAGCUUUGACAGGUCGUGGCAGUUCGUUUCGUGGUAAUUUGUGAGGUCAGUUGAAAAAGUGAACGAAUUGCGGUAGGUAGCGUAUUAUAUCUGCGCAAUAAAAAACAAGAUUUGACAAAUGGGAAAGAAACAUAUUUACGUCACUUUUGUGCUCGUUUGCAUUUUAAUUGUGUUUGGAAACGGUUACAAGUUGAGCCAAUCGGCCAACGAUCAAUCACAGUUGUCUCAAGACGGUGAUUAUGUUACUAAUUCUUACACGCAUUACGAAGAUCUCCAACAAUUGCUCCGUUCAUUGGAGCAAAAAUAUCCACAUUUGGCUCGAGUGUUCUCUAUAGGUAAAUCAGUGGAGGGUAGGGAUCUCCUAGUUUUGCAAAUUUCGGAGAAUGUUAGUCGACGUAAUCGUCUCGAGCCUAUGGUUAAGUAUGUCGCCAACAUGCAUGGCGACGAAGCAGUGGGCAGAGAACUGCUUAUCAUCUUUGGCCAAUAUCUUUUAGACCAGUAUGACAAAGAUAAUCGAAUUGCCCGAUUGGUAAAUGAAACUGAUAUCUAUUUGAUGCCAUCUAUGAAUCCAGACGGUUUUGAAAAUUCACUGGAAGGAAAAUGCGAAUCCAAAGACGAUUUUUCUGGUAGGGAAAAUGCCAAUCAUGUUGACUUAAAUCGUGACUUUCCUGAUCAGUUUGACAGGAAAAUCAAUCGAAAAUCAUUUAGAAAAGGCAACUCCAUACUUAGAGGUCGUCAGAAUGAAACAAUUGCUAUGAUGACUUGGAUUUCUAAUGAACCAUUUGUACUUUCUGGAAAUCUUCAUGGUGGUGCUGUAGUUGCUAGUUAUCCAUAUGAUUCUGGUAUUCCCAGAACAUGCUGUAUAGAGAGCAAGAGCCCAGAUGAUACUUUGUUUAAGUAUCUUGCUCAUGUUUAUGCAGAUAAUCAUCCAGAAAUGCAUAAAGGUGAUGCUUGUCCACCAGAAAUAUUUCCAGGUGGUGUCACAAAUGGAGCAUAUUGGUAUGAAGUAGUUGGCGGAAUGCAGGAUUAUAAUUAUGCUCGUUCUAAUGCAUUUGAAAUAACAUUUGAACUGAGCUGUUGCAAGUAUCCACCUGCUUCAACAAUAGCAUAUCAAUGGCAGCUGAAUAAAGAAUCUCUAAUUAAAUAUCUAGAACAAGCACAUAUCGGGAUAAAGGGUUUUGUUCGCGAUGAAAAUGGCAGUUCAAUUCAAGAAGCAAGCAUUGUUGUGGAUGGAAUUAAUCAUAACGUAACAACUACAUCCGACGGUGAAUAUUGGCGUUUAUUGCUUCCAGGGAAUUAUUCAGUUUAUUCUAUUGCUUGGGGAUAUGAGCCUAGUAAACCCCUAAAUGUAACUGUAUUAGAAGGAAGACCAACAAUUCUUAAUUUUACCUUAAAUUCUAAAGAAGAACUUUAUAAGCAAGGAAAAAAUGUAAUUGAUGUUGAGGAAACAAUAAGACCUAUUGACAAAUAUGGGUUUUAUCAUACUGUAGAAUUCAAGCAUCACAACUAUGUCGCGAUGGAAAAAUACUUGAAAGAGCUGUAUGCGAAUUAUCCUAAUAUUACGAAGCUCUAUACCAUAGGUACAUCCGUACAAGGUCGCAAGUUGUACGUUAUGGAAGUCACGAAAAACCCCGGCAAACACAGUCCUGAAAAGCCAGAAAUGAAAUAUGUCGGAAAUAUGCACGGAAAUGAAGUAGUGGGUAGAGAAAUGUUAUUAUUGUUACUUAAGUAUCUUUGCGAGAAUUAUGGUAUAGACAGAAGAGUUACAAAAAUAGUAGACAAUAUUAGACUCCACGUAUUACCGAGUAUGAAUCCUGAUGGAUACGAAAUAUCUGAAGAAGGCGAUAUAUAUGGAACAAAAGGCAGAGAAAAUGCAAAUGAUAUAGACCUCAAUAGAAAUUUCCCUGAUCAGUACGAAGUCAAUAGUUUUAAUCGACAUCAAGAGCCCGAAACCAAAGUAGUAAUGGAUUGGAUAGCGAAAAUUCCAUUUGUACUUUCCGCUAAUCUUCACGGUGGAGCAUUAGUCGCGAAUUAUCCUUAUGACAACGGACCGGGAAAAUCAUCAUUUUCGAAUAAUGUUGAAAAUCCAAGCCCUGAUAAUGACGUCUUCAAGAUGCUGGCAUUGACGUAUUCCAAUGCUCAUCCUCGCAUGCAUCUUGGAGAACCGUGUCCGCCGAUCAAUGUGAAUGACGCGAAAACACUUCUUAAUGAAAAAUUUCCUGAAGGAAUAACGAACGGGGCUGCUUGGUAUUCUGUGUCCGGCGGUAUGCAGGAUUACAAUUAUGUGAACAGCAAUGAUUUCGAGAUUACUUUAGAAAUCGGAUGCACAAAAUUUCCAAACGCCAGUGACUUGCCAAAUUACUGGCUAGAAAAUCGAGAGCCACUUCUUCGUUUUAUUGAAAUGUCCCGCAAAGGUAUACAUGGUAUAGUAAGUUCAUCAAUUGGUACACCUAUACCUCACGCAAAAAUCUCAGUAGAAAAUAUAAAACAUGAUAUUUAUACUAAUGAAGGAGGUGAUUAUUGGCGACUAUUGACGCCAGGACGAUACAAUAUAACUGUUAGCGCAGUGGGUUACGAAACGCUUACGCAGAGUAUCGAUAUACCUCCAUUAGGCGAAAAUAUCGAUGUAGGAGAAGUAACUCUAGACUUUACAUUAAUGCGUGACGAUCCUGACCACUGGUCAUCUGCAUAUGAUUUUGGAUUGAGGGUAAAUUUGCAAAAAGGUUAUUUGAAAAAUUCCGAUUUGAGUGCUAGAUUCAGUCAGUUGGAAAAUCAUCAACCUAAUGUUGCAGAAUUUAUAGCUAGUGACUCGUUGAGUAUGACUAUUGAUUCACUGAAAAUUACGAAUAACAUGGGAUCACCUGAUGAGAAUAAAUUCCGCAUUGCAUUGGUCGGAGGAUUGUUUGCAUCCCAACCAGUAGGUAGAGAAAUUCUAUUACGUUUAGCAACGCACAUCCUCAUGGGAAAUCAAUUUGGAGAUCCGCCUAUUAAAAAAUUGUUAGACAACGCUAUGUUACAUUUUAUUCCUAGUGUCGAUCCAAAAUUCGAUAACAUAGCAGACAAUACAAAUUGCAAUCCUAUAGUUAAAGACGAAAUAGGAGAAACACUGUUAUCGGAAAAUAAUAAGAAACAAGCAGACGUAAUUAUAAAUAUAUUUAAGAGAAUGUUAAGGACUGAAACUUACGAUGCCGUGAUAAUAUUAGGAGGCGGAGCUUCACGUAUUAGUUAUUCAAAUGAUGAUCUCGACAUAUUUAAAACACUUGCUAAAAAUUACGAACAUCUAAGGCAUAAAAAAACAUGCAACUAUUCAAAUGAUAGUUUACAACGUUUGACAACCUUUAUACACCGUGAAUACGAUACAUCAGUGAUAAGUAUAAGCCUGUCUUGCUGCAAAUAUCCAGCCGCGGACUUAAUUCCUAAUAUUUGGCAAGAAAAUUUGCAAUCGCUUAUGGAACUAGUGCACACUCUUGCAAGUGGAAUUCGUGCAACGGUGACGGAUAAACACGGUACUCCACUUCGCGAAGCUAUCGUUGAAAUUGGAAGAAAAAACUAUAGCGUAUCGAACAAUAUGGCUUACUUCAAAAUAAUAUUGGUGCCCGGUGAAUAUACAUUAACAGUCUCUUGCAAAGACUACACUACACAAGUGUUGAAAAUUUCUGUGCAACAACAGAGGAUAACGGAUAUCGAAGUUAAGUUAAUAGAAACGAAUGUAAUGCAGUUCGGCAAUCGCGAGGAACCUGAAAAGAGUUUUGUAAAUAGAGUCUUGAGCGAUUUAAAUGCAAAAUAUCCACAACAAACGACAUUGCACAUUAUCGGCAAAACAACAAAAGGUAACAAAAUAAUGUGUUUGGAAAUUAGUUCAAAGAAUAAAUUCCAGAAAAGAGAAGUAGGACGAUCCUCGGUUAUAUUCUCGGCCGGUGUGCUACGUGCAGAACCAGUGACGUCUGGAAUACUCUUACAGUUUGCUUCAUAUCUAUUGAACAAUUAUAAACAGGAUGCUGUAAUUGCGCAUUACAUAGAUAAUUUGUCUAUAUAUGUAGUUCCAACUUUUUCGCUCGAGUCUAACAAGAGUAUCAGUUGUUCGUUGCAAUUGGAAGGUUUGCAGUUUCCGAUUCGAAAUGAGCUUACUAAUGAAGCAAUGAUGAUUGCAAAGUGGUUCAAAAACGUUGAUGCUGUGUUAGCCGUCAAUCUGAAUACUGGAUCGCGACAUAUCGAAAUUCCAUUUGGUCGCGACUACGGAGAGACACGCGAGCGGAAGUAUAAAAGCGCCGAUGAUGAGUUGCUACAACAUUUGGCAUCAGUAUAUGCUGAAGCGAGAACAAAUAAGUUCGCGAGUUCAAAAUGUGAAUAUAACUUAAAUAUCGACGACAAUAGCGUGAUACGCGCAGGUGUAGGAAUCGGCGGGAAAAGAAAUUAUCCUUUAAUAGAUUAUAUCUAUUUUAAUACAAGUACUUUAAUGAUAGAUGUAUAUGUUACCUGCUGUACUGCCGAUCAUUCAAGUGUCGUGUGGCAAGAAAAUAAAGCCAGUUUACUAGCUUGCAUGCAAGUAGUAAGCAAAAGCAUAAAAGGAUACAUCACCAAUGAAGACAAUGAACCAAUCGAAGAUGCUAUUUUAUCUUACGACAAGUCGCCACACUUGAUUAAAAGCAGCAAAUUAGGCUUUUAUUCGAUUUUAUUACAACCUGGAAGUCACAAUAUUACGGCCACUGCGCUUGGUUAUCACAACGUGACUAAACUUAUUUCCACGUCUUCGUCUGACGCAACCAACGUUAGACUAAUGUUCAAACUUAUUCGUGACGAUAAUGUCAUGGGAAUGCCUAGAUUGGUGUUUAUUAUGGUGACAGGUACGAUAGUUUUUGUUAUUUUAUUAUGUUGUGUAUGUUUCUACACAAAAUGUCAGUCUUCGGAAGAUUUGGAAGAAAACAGAAAGGCAGAAAACAGAAAAUAUGCGUUUAGUCUGCUAAAAGACGGUAACAGUUUCUUCGAUGAUGACGAAAAGGAAAUUGAGAUAUUUCGAAGACCAGUAAAUGAAUACUCUUCGAAUGACAAUGAAGUUGCCAGACCAUACUUUGAUGAUGAUGAUAAUACUUCUGAAGAUUCCGAUUUGGAGUUUAUUCAGCCAGAACGACAUUGGAAUAAUAAAGUACCAAGAGAAAUCUGAUAGUAUAAAUGUUUUGUACAAUAUACAAUUAUUAAUUAAUAUUUAUAUAUAUAUAAUGGUUUGAUUUUUUUUUU